AUGGCUAAAGUCAAGGCUCUUUUGGGGAAUGGCUUAAGUGGCAUCGACUUGGUCCGGGUUUGGCUUGCCUGGCGGAUCAUCCCAUUGAGCUGUCGUCCUGGUUUGAUGUGCACCUACACCGGCGAGAAGAAUGACCCUUUGCGGCACAGCCCUGACGAUUUACAUGAUGACGUCAUUGAUGAUAUGACAAAGUCGCUCUUGAACAAAAGCCUAGCAGACUGUGGCAAGUUGGGCUUAAGCCGUUUCUGCAAAGCCAACCCGGCUCCAGCGGCUAAUGACCAAUUUUGGAAAGCAAAAUAUGAUCAUGAAGCUGCAAAGAAAGCCAGGAAGGCCAAGAGAGCCGCCAGGAAAGCCGUCGCCAAGAAGAAAGGAAGCAAAAGCAGCACUUCAGACUUGCUUCGACUAGAAGAUACCUCUGAGUCAGAGGACACUUCGCCUUCCUCCGGUGACUCGCUCCAGUCCAACAUGCUGGCUUUUAAAACCGCUCCAGGCGGAAAAGCGAAGCCUGGCAAGAAGGUGAAGAAAAAUAAGCCGGCCGAAGAGCCAUCUUUCAAAGAGCCGGAACUCCAGACGACCGCUUCUGAGGCCUCUGUUCCUGAGCCGCCGCUUGAACCGGCACAUGACACACCAAUGUCAACUACUGACCCGCCUGCCGAUCAAACCGCCGAUGGCUCUGAAAACCUUGAAGUCUCUAGGCCGACCAAGACAGACGACCCACAAGAUACUGAUGUUGUAAUCACCAAAACUGGUUACACUGAGCCGGGGAGACCUAUUGUGCUAGCCAAGUGUUCUGCCAAAGAAGAGCACCUGGAACGCCGUAAGGUCAGAUUUGACAUUGCUGAUUAUACUCACAUGAGCAUUGGGGAAGUUUUUUCUGGAUAUCUUAACCAAGUGCAUAGCAACCGUGACCUCGAAGUUGAUAUGGUGAAGCAAAUGCACCAGAAAUUUGAGGUCGUGGCUGAACAAGAGAAAUUGAAAUCCGAGUUUGAAGCUGAGAAGAAGGCCUGGAAUGAAGAAAAAAUUGCCUUAACCCAACAAGCCGAAACAGCAGAAAAGGCUCUUGAAGAGGUGACCGCUGAAUUAUGUGGCUUAAAACACCAUGUAUCUCAGAUGGUCUCAGCAAUCUUUGGCCCCAGGAGCUCCAACCUUAACCAAGACAUGCUGGUGAAGCGAAAGGCGGUUUACACGCUCGUGGAACAACUUUACACUGGAUCUCAGCGUGCCUUGGCCGCAGUGGCCCUGUCAAACGAACGGUUCAAUGAAUUAAGGCGAUCAUCUGCAAGAGCUGGAGCCGUGGCUGCUUUAAGCCGGGCCAAGGCAUGGUUACCGAAGUUAGACCCGGCCGACAUCGCCAUUGGAUAUCCAAGCCUUAAGGAGGAUGGCACAUCGUUUGAAUAG
Molecule: messenger RNA, 1398 nt
Organism: Aegilops tauschii subsp. strangulata
Lineage: Eukaryota; Viridiplantae; Streptophyta; Magnoliopsida; Poales; Poaceae
Source: RefSeq, a predicted model, not a curated record